UUUUUAUAUCUGAAUUUCUGGGCUUCAAUUUUGCCCCCUCUUUUCUUCUUGUUGUUGUGAAUUUUAUUUUGUUCUUUUUUAAAUCAAACCCAGAAAUGGGUUCUUCUUCAUUUGUUAUGUUGUUCUCCUAUAUUAUAUCUCUUUGUUUAAUAAGCUGCGUUUGGGGUUCUUCUAUUUGUUCGCAUGAAGCUGAUGUGUUCGUUAAAAAUCUUCAUUUUCAGUGCUCCCCUUCGGUUUCUCCAAUCCCCCCUCUGAAGGUGGAUGGCAGCUUCCUGGACCGAGCAUUGAUUUCCAAACAGAGAAAUGGUUACACUUCUGUGCUCUUUUAUGCAUCCUGGUGCCCAUUUUCACGCAGUUUGUACCCAAAGUUGGAAAUUCUCAGUUCCAUGUUUCCUCAGGUAGAGCAUAUGGCCGUUGAACAGUCUUCAGCUUCACCAAGCAUAUUUUCAAAGUAUGGAAUUCAUAGCUUGCCUUCAAUUUUAAUGGUGAACCAGACCACAAGGGUGCGAUAUCGUGGUUCAAAAGAUAUCCCCUCAAUCGUACAAUUUUAUGAGAAAACAACAGGAUUUGAACCAGUUCAAUAUAUGGCUGAAAGCGAGCCAGUUGUAUCAGAAGGUGACAAUAAAUACAUGAUACAGUUGUGGAAUGAAACCCCGAUGGAGAUAGUAAAACAGGAGCCCUACCUAGCAUUUGCCUUUCUGUUUCUCUGUUUCAGAGGACUCCUAUCCAUAUUCCCUAAAGUAAUGUCUCGUCUCAGGGCUUUCUGGGUUUCAUAUGCUCCACACUUGAAGUUGGAGAUCUUCGGUGAGACGAGUCAAUUAUUUGCGCGAGCCCUUCAUAUGGUUGAUGUGAGAAGAGUUUGGACGAAACUGAGGCUGAGCAAAACAAGAAAUUUCCAUCAAGGUGCCAAGAGCGCCCGUGUUUGGGCUUCUUCACUGGCGUCGGUCUCUUUGGGCGAAUCUUUUUCGGGCAGAUCAUCCUCAUCCUAGUUUUGAGUUUUUCAGAGCUAAGCUAAAAACGCAUGAAGGAGCCAUAUCAAUCGGGUAGCGCAUUACAAACUGCGAUGAUGCUUUGGGACAUCGUAAUCCCCCCCCCUCUCUCUCUGAUAUUAAAUCAGAUUGAUAGUUUCGAUACCAAAAUCUGUUGAGUUUGAGUUGUAGGUGUUUUUUUGUGGGAGGAAAUCAAGUAGAAUGUAUAUUUGAGAAGUGAUUUCUUUUUUCUUUCUGGUGUGUAUAUCACUCUUUAUUUGUUUGAACAUUUCUUACUUCACAUCUGUUGAAUGGCAAAGCUCAUUGAACUGC
Hibiscus syriacus is the source of this 1301-nucleotide messenger RNA. RefSeq names its product 5'-adenylylsulfate reductase-like 5. The coding region runs from base 96 to 989 and encodes 297 amino acids. Lineage: Eukaryota; Viridiplantae; Streptophyta; Magnoliopsida; Malvales; Malvaceae. The transcript is spliced from 4 exons. The record is from RefSeq and is a predicted model, not a curated record.